AUGGCUAAUUGACACCUCCCGCUAUCAUGAGGCGGAAUCCCCCUCCCCAAGCUGAAUUUUCUGUGCAGACGAAGAGGCUGAGCAACGCGGAUUCUUAUAAUGGAGCUCGGAGGGGCGGGCAAAGACCAGCACGGGGAGCCUGACGAGGAAACGCGGCUGCUUUAGCCCAGCGCCUCCGAGCUCAGGCAGCAAAGGCGCCAAGAGAGACGAACAGGGGUGGAAGAGCGAUGCCGGCGCCCCCGCCUUGGGAGAGGCACGGCUAGGGACCAGGGGCCAGGGCAGCGCGCGCGCAAACACGUCCCCCUCCCCCGGGCUGGCACCCACCGAGCAACCCCUCCAGGCGCCACCAGGCAGCUGCCUCCCGCGGAAGGUGCCAGGCUCUGGGCACUUUUGCUUUCUCCUCGCUCCACUCCGCCCAUGCGUUUCCCGGGCAGCCGAGGCGGUUCCGACUUGAGGGCGCUGCGGGGAAGGAACGCGGUGGCUCCCCGUGAAGGGUUGGUGACUCUGGCUAGCCCCUCCGUAUUAUGUCUGCACUCCGAAGGAAAUUUGGGGACGAUUACCAGGUAGUGACCACCUCGUCCAGUGGCUCGGGCUUCCACCAGCAGCAGGCGUCAAGCCACAACAAGAAGCGCCAGCGGUUUGUGGACAAGAAUGGCAGGUGCAAUGUGCAGCAUGGCAACUUGGGCAGCGAGACCAGCCGCUACCUGUCGGACCUGUUCACUACCUUGGUGGAUCUCAAGUGGCGCUGGAACUUGUUCAUCUUUAUCCUCACCUACACUGUGGCCUGGCUCUUCAUGGCCUCCAUGUGGUGGGUCAUUGCCUACAUGCGGGGUGACCUGAACCGAUCCCAUGAUGAUGAGUAUACUCCAUGCGUGGCCAAUGUCUACAACUUCCCCUCUGCCUUCCUAUUCUUCAUAGAGACAGAGGCUACCAUUGGUUAUGGCUACCGGUACAUUACAGACAAGUGCCCGGAGGGCAUCAUCCUCUUCCUGUUCCAGUCUAUCUUGGGCUCCAUUGUGGAUGCAUUUCUCAUUGGCUGUAUGUUCAUCAAGAUGUCUCAACCUAAGAAACGGGCAGAGACCCUGAUGUUCAGUGAACAUGCUGUUAUCUCUAUGAGGGAUGGUAAACUCACGCUCAUGUUCAGGGUGGGCAACCUUCGCAACAGCCACAUGGUCUCUGCCCAGAUCCGCUGCAAACUUCUCAAAUCUCGCCAAACACCCGAGGGUGAAUUUCUUCCUCUUGAUCAACUUGAACUGGAUGUAGGUUUUAGUACUGGAGCAGAUCAACUUUUCCUCGUUUCGCCACUUACAAUUUGCCAUGUGAUCGAUUCCAAAAGUCCCUUUUAUGACCUUUCUCAGAGAAGCAUGCAAACUGAACAGUUUGAGAUAGUUGUCAUCCUAGAGGGCAUCGUGGAGACAACUGGGAUGACAUGUCAAGCCCGAACAUCAUACACAGAAGAUGAAGUUCUCUGGGGACAUCGAUUCUUUCCUGUUAUUUCCUUAGAAGAAGGAUUCUUCAAAGUAGACUAUUCCCAGUUCCAUGCAACAUUUGAAGUCCCUACUACACCUUAUAGUGUGAAAGAACAAGAAGAAAUGCUUCUUAUGUCCUCCCCUUUAAUAGCACCAGCUGUAAGUAACACUAAAGAAAAAAAUAAUUCUGUGGAAUGUCUAGAUGGCCUUGAAGACAUUGGUACAAAGAUACCAUCAAAACUGCAAAAAAUGACUGGAAGGGAAGACUUUCCUAAAAAACUUUUGCGGAUGAGUUCUACUACAUCAGAAAAAGCAUACAGCAUGGGAGACCUACCUAUGAAGCUUCAGCGAAUAAGUUCUGUCCCUGGCAAUUCAGAAGAAAAACUGGUAUCUAAAACCACAAAAAUGUUAUCAGAUCCCAUGAGCCAAUCUAUGGCGGACUUGCCACCAAAACUUCAAAAAUUAUCUGGAGGAGGAGGUAGAAUGGAGGGAAACCUCCCUCCCAAACUGAGGAAAAUGAAUUCUGAUCGAUUUACAUAACAUGAACAGACCUUUAGGUAACAUUUCAUGUUUGAAUUGCCAUCAAUCCAAUUUGGGCUAGAAAACCAUACACUGGAAACUGUCUUUGAUGACCAGUUUUCCCUAGAGCUACAUGCACUCUGCAACAAUGCUGUCCCCUGAGGUUGAAAGACUAUGUUGAAUUCUAAAAUAAAAGAUCUAAAAGUCAGCUUAGGGCCAUAUGGAAGCUAAUAUUAAUCGGCAUGUAGUAUUACAACAAGCAUGCAAUAAUAGUACGCAAAUUUUGCAUAUAGUUUUAUGGCAUGGUUCUUACUAUAUUUAUACUGUAUAUUCUUGGGGAGGGGGAACAUGUAAAUGGAGUGUUACUCUUAUAUUUCUUAAGCAUUAAAUAGUAGGUAAACAUAAAAGUGGGUCACAAACAGGGCAGGCUAUAGGUUAGUUUUUUUAAUGGGCAAAGUCCAGCCAAAGUUAAACACUGUGAACUCAAUUUAUUUGCCUACCAUAUCCCCAUUCUCCACAAGAUGCAGGGACGUUUUCUGCCAUUGACCCUGCUUCUCAUCCAUUGGAAACCUUCCUGUAAGUGGGAGAAUUACAUAGGAGGAAUGGGCAACACAAAGAAUUAACUGGAUCCACCUCUUUUUAAGAUUUAAGCAAAAUCCUGAGUCUUUUCCUUUUCAGUCAGUAACCCUUCAAAGUGUUUUGCUUCAGCUGAAUCAUGCCCAGUAGUUUUUUUCUGAUGUAAAUUGUGAUGUUUUGUUCAGAGAGUUUAUACUGCAUGUUUUCUUUGUUGAAUUACUUUCUGAACACCAAAACUUUAGCCUUAAAUACCUUACUUUAUUGUUUGUUUUAUAAAUUUUUCCACCUUUUUGGCUAGAAAUAUCCUGUUUCUUUGCUUUAUAGAAAAAAAUUAUAAUGUCUAGGGCUGGGCAAAAUAAUAUGCCAAGAAGAAUAUCCAAUUUAGAAACAAGGUAUGAAAUCCAAAAAGAAGUCAUUAUGUUUGUUCUAUGUUUGUGAAGAUAAAUGUGCAGUAAAAUUUGAAGUGGAAAUACAUACUCAACAUAUAGAAUUCAUAAUUUCACUCCAGUAGGUAAAUAAGUUUACUUCUUACUCUCAGUCCAUUCUGAAUUCAGACACCUAGCUGCCUCCUAAUAACUGCUUAAGAGCUUUCUGUGUCACUUGGGAAAGUACUAGUCUAUAAGCAAGCACAGUUACAGUUAUAUGACCACACUGAGGGAGGAGAAUGGGUGUAACAAAAAGGAAUAAAAAUUCAUGUAUGAAAAUAUGGUAAACUAAUACCAGUGGUGACAAAAAGUACCUUCUAUAAUCACAAUAUAAAAUAGGAGAAAUAUAUUGAUUAUACAAAAAACAGUAGAACAAAAAACACUUAAAAUGCAGCUAGCUAAGGAUUAAAUAUACCAUACAACUAAAAAAAUCAAGAACAAGGAUCAAGGCAUGAAUGUGGCAUGAGUGUUUCUUAAGUGUUUCCUUCAAAUAAAUCACAAAUAGGACGUUUUGCCAUUACACUUAUUUGGGAUGUAACAGAUUUUCAUAUGUGGAUUACUGUUUUCAUUACAUUUUCUGUCUGAGGGUGGAUCUUGCUGGGCGAAGUCCCUGACCAAUGAUCACACUCUUUUGGCUGGGGUAAAUCAAUUGGCCAUAGACAUUCUUUAUUAAUCAAGCAGAAGUGUGAGGCAUAGCAUGGGUCUUGAUCUGAUCAUCUAAACAUCACAGCAAAGCUCCUACGGGCAGAUACCCUGUACUGCAACUUCGCUCCGUUGUGGGGCUCUGCCAGGUGGACACUCCUGGCAAGAGGUGCUCCCUAGCCACCCUGUUUGGCAGGGUGGUUGCCCCUUGCCGCUGUCUGCCAUUCCCAAGGGGAAGGGGUAGCUCCCUAGCUCCCCUCCCCUGGCCCAUCCAGAUCAAUACCCAUGUGCCAAAACCACUGAUGGCUAUGACAAGGUAGCAUGUAUUAACAUCUCGCAAAUAGGGAGAGGUGGGUGGGAAAAUCGUCAGCCAGCCCCAAGCACAUGGCUGGCACAAAGGAGGGCUUGGCCCUUUAAAGGCUUGGGCUAGCCCUCCUCUUCCCUGACCUGGCCAGCGGGCAGCUGACACAUCGUAAUCUGCCCUGAACCACUAUGGCCACUACUCCGUUUCCGCCCUCACUGGGGUUGGAAUCAGACCCUGCCCUGCCCACCCAGAGUGGCAACUGCGGCCCGGGAUAAUUCACAGCCAUUUUUUGGGGGGGGGGAUGCAAUGCCUAUCAUUUUCAUCAUUUUAAAGCCACCGUGAGCCUGGCUCCAGCGGGGAUGGAAAGAGUAUAAAUAUAAGAAAUAUAAAAUAAUUCACAACUUCUGGGAAAUCCAGGGCCAGAGGUCAACCCUUUCAGUGGCUGUUAUGAAGUUCUUGCCCCUUUGAUAUAAAUAUUUCCCACAUUAUCAACAGCCGUUUUCUGCAAUAAGUGCAACUGGAGCUUGCUCAGCUCUCUUUCAGACAUAUUAGUUACAAAGCAAUUAACAAAAAGGGCAAUUACAUGGCAACACUGAUUUCCCAGUAAUAACCCAGACAUGAACCUUUACCAAGGUAUUGUCAUUUAGCCCACAUAAAGGAUAAAAACCACCUGCGCUUCUUCAGUGAUUUAAAUUCAAAUUAUUUUGUAUCUUUUCCCACAAAGCUAAUUAAAUCCUGGGGAGGUGGAAUUUAAACUUUACAAACCGAUAUAAGUAUUUUCUUACUCAGUUAGUCAUUCCUGGCCUUCAAAACAGUCACAUUUAACAUGAAAAAUUUAAAGGUUGGCGGUGACCAAUGGAUUUCACAUAUACAGUGCAGUCCUAACCAGUGUUGUGCCCAGUUAAAGCCAUGGAAGUCAGUGGGCUUUGAAGAGAAUAACUCUGCUUAGGAUAGCUUUUGUAACGUAUGACUUGGUCAUACGGUUCUAGAUAAAAUAUAUCCAUCAAGCUUCAUUUUCUAGGAUUAGCAUUACAGUUGCCAAAAUGCUACCUAAAAUGAAAUUUGAUGGUAGAUCUGGGAGGUUUUCCUUUCUUGAAAGCUGUAAGUUGUUUCAACUGGUACCAUUUUAAAAGAUUUGGGAGUAGGUUUACUAACCUCAUGGUGGGUCCUGUAUACAGUUCUUCCCAAAUUACAACUGAUCUCCAAACUAAAGAAAUCACUUCUCCUAGAUGAAUUGGGAGCUUUGGAGGAUAGAUUCUAUGAUACACUAUACAGUCUAGGAGUUACAAAAGACCUAGAAUAGCAUUACAUCCUACUCGGCUUUAUCCACUCCCUGGAGUUUGCCUUCUCCAAGCACUGGUCCAAAUCUCCAGAAAUUUUCCAGGCUAGAGUUGGCAACCAUACUUGGCUGGAGGGAAACAAUGGACUGUGCCAAAAUGUCAUUAGGUACAGAAUACUGGACAGAUCUUUAGGGAUUAUUUUAUCCAACUCUAAUCCAUAUAUCUAAUUCUGAUGUAUGCCCCCUACCUGCAGAUACUUAAAUGCUCCAGAUGGGGGCACACUCAUCAUAACAGUUUUUUUCUGCAGACCUAGAGGACUCCCUGGACCAGUGGAGAUGCUGACAGCCACCUGGUGUGGAGAACGAUCAGGAAUGGGGGUGGAGCAGCCUCGGUGGGCUCACCAACAAGGAGAAUGGGAUUCCCCUCACAAGUUUUAUUGACCCUACUUGUUAAAAUCUGAUUUAACUAUUGAAGUACAAGCUGCAUUUCUCUCAAACAAGGAAAGCUUA
Sphaerodactylus townsendi is the source of this 5724-nucleotide messenger RNA. It is a transcript of the gene KCNJ3, whose product is annotated as potassium inwardly rectifying channel subfamily J member 3. Gene Ontology annotation, molecular function: G-protein activated inward rectifier potassium channel activity. Gene Ontology annotation, cellular component: plasma membrane. The coding region runs from base 525 to 2009 and encodes 494 amino acids. The record is from RefSeq and is a predicted model, not a curated record. Gene Ontology annotation, biological process: potassium ion import across plasma membrane; regulation of monoatomic ion transmembrane transport. The transcript has 4 exons. Lineage: Eukaryota; Metazoa; Chordata; Lepidosauria; Squamata; Sphaerodactylidae.